AUAAAACUAUCCUUCUUCCACCUUCUCAUUAUAUUCAUUUCCAUCUUUCUAAUUUAUCUUUCCAUUUCCGAGCCGUUGAGAAUUUUUUCUGAGAGAUAAUUUAACAAAUUUCUUCUUCUUCUUCUGUUUCUGAACCACCAAAUCUGCCUUUCUCAAUUAGCUAUGGGCGUCGCUGUUCUAAAUCCCCAGGAUUGCUUGAAAGAUCCAUUCUCUCACAUGAAACAACAUCGUAAUCCUAGCGCAUGUCCCAACAGGCAGAAGAAGACGGUCUCCAACAACCGUACACGCCGGAGUCCUCCUCGUAGUCAAUCCUCCAGAUCUUCUUCUCCUCCUGUAGCGCCGCCGCUUCCUCCUCCUCGUGCGGCUGUCUCUGCUUUCGUUCCAAAGGGAACCCUUAAGAAGAGUCUUAGCAAUACCGUUGCCGUUAGCCAGGUGAGAAUCCUUAAGCGCGGCGAAGAAAUCCCCAAGGAGACUUCAGAUCUGGUUGUGGAAAUGUCAGAUCUGGGAUCUACUCGUCGGAUUGGACCAGAUCCGGGUUUGAUUCCGGGUCAGAUCCGUUUAUCUGGCCGCAAAUCGAAAUCAGCACCGUUUUACGCCGGUCCUGUGACCAUGACCUCGCCGCCUCCUAGCGAUGUCCCGCUUCCAGCUUUCUUCACGAAGAAGGCAACAAAUGAUCUCAUCAGGAUCCUUCGCCUAGACAUCGCCUGACGGUGUCUGUCACCGAUCAUUUUUGAUUUUUUAAAAAUCUCCGAUGAUCCAAAUGGUUACCAAAGUGUUACAUUUCCGUAUUACCGAUCGUCCGAUUCCGCCUGAAAACCGGAGAUCUGCAACAAAAUAUAAUCUCCAGACGAUGAUGAAUCUAGAAGAUGAAGAAACACACAUCUUCGUUAUGAACCGUUUCGAAUCUUCCCUUAUUUUUUCAAGGGGCAAGAUCGAAAUAUCUUCUUAACAGGUCUUAGUUUCUCUUCUUAGGGUUUAGUGUUUGUGUAGGAGUAUUUGUGUAUAGACUUUUUACUAGUUUUCGUAUCUUUCUCUGUAUCUUCGGGUUUUUAAUUUCUGCUUAAUCGUCAGGUUCUCUGGGUAAAUCAUAGGUUGGCUUUUGUCAUUUCGUCUGUGUCUUAAGUGGAUUAGUUGGUCGUAAGACAAGUUAUAGAGAUGUGUUUACGGGUAAAGAUGAAGCUUAGGUUUUGAUGUAAUCUUCUUCGGUUUUUCAAUUCUCUGUAUUUCUCUAUCUUUUUAGUUUAUCAAGUUUAAGUUUUAUUUGGGGUUUCUUCUUCGUUUGGGUAUCUUUCUGUUUUUCCUUAAGGUUCUUCGUUUGUUUCCGUGUCGUCUAGGUUAAGUCAAAGUAAAGAGAUGUAAUUACUGGUUAGAUGAAUCUUAAGGUUUCCAUGUAACCGUUUGUACUACAAUUCUCUGUACUUCUCUAUCUUUAAUAUUAUCGAAUUUAAGUUUUAUCUUUGGCGUUUAAAGUUCAGUAUUUGGACAUUUGAUACACAUCACAUGAGAUUAAAUAAGAUGGUUGACCCAAUAAAACCAUAAACAAAUGAACAUACGAUGGGUUUACGCAAAUGAUCUCAAUGAAUUGUACCUUGGAAAAUUAUGGAAUUUGUGACUAGUAUAUGUUGAGUUGUAUUAUUGAUUAGCAAUUCUGUAAUCUCAAACAACUCGGAGAAUAUGGCGCACAAAAAAAUAACUUGCACAGAUGUUUCCCGAUGUAAGAGCGACAGUUUUGAUAUGUGUGUGUGUGUGACAGGCAAAGACAUUGACAAAUUGAUAUAAUCUCUAGUCCAGCGUAUAAACAAAUCACUAAUGCCAAUUUGAUAUCAGAAGUUGAAAGUGACUUUCUCUAAGUUGAUAAGUUGAUAUUGUGCUAUCUCAAUUAUCAUCAUUACAAUGGGUUUAAUAGCAAUGGAUGUUAUUAUUGUUUAGGUGGGUAAUUGAUAUUUCUUGCUAAGGGUGUCAUUAUCUCAAUAUCAUAUACCGUAUGCCACUUGUUUGGUCCAAGUUGUAUAAGAUAUAAUGUUCUCUCACAAUUAGACAGCCCACCUUAGCCCGAUUUAAGGCCCAUGUAUAUAUCUCUUCAAGGCUGGACAGCUGGGGCUUGAAUUCUAAAAAAUUUCUUAGUCAUAAAUCUG
Messenger RNA from Arabidopsis thaliana (thale cress), 2135 nucleotides. Its product is annotated as serine/arginine repetitive matrix-like protein. Bases 163 to 708 code for a protein of 181 amino acids. The transcript has a single exon. NCBI's taxonomy places the organism in Eukaryota, Viridiplantae, Streptophyta, Magnoliopsida, Brassicales, Brassicaceae. The record is from RefSeq and is marked reviewed.